AGCUGAAACAAGAUUGAAAUCAAUUUUGACAACUUAUUUUCUAUGUUAAGUAAUGUCAAAAGUGUUUUCAAUUUAAUUUUAUAUAUGAAUUCAUGUAAGUUUAAUAUAAAAAAUGUCCUUUUCUGGAGCUGAUGAUCAAUCUGAAGAUGGAGAAUUGAAGCGUAGCCCGUUAGUUUCUGGGAAUAAUCCAGACGAUCUGGAUUUUAGUUUAUCAGACGAUAACGCAGACACGGCUGAUUCUUUGGACAUAAAACCACCUCAAGCAAAGCUGGCAACUAGAACAGUAUCCCGUAAAUAUGAUAGGAGUCGUGAAGGCCAUGGUCACCAUUCACGAUCAGAGCGUCAUAGAGAUUCUGAACGCCAUCAUCGUGAAUCUGAUAAACGACAUCGUGAAAAGUAUGAGGCCUCUAAACGGGAAUAUCGAGACAAAGAACGUGAAUAUCGUGAAAAGGCAGAGUAUUAUAUGAAAGAACAAUAUUCCACAAAAGGCUUUGUAGAACAAAUUCGUUCAACAUCAUCCCGAGAUGAUCGUCGACGUGAAGAAAUGCGAUAUAAUGAAUCAGGUCGAGAAAUUCGAUAUUCUGAUUCAAAAAUUAGCUAUUCGGAACAUGAAAAACGUAAAGAGAGAGAGUUGAAGUAUAUAGAUUAUGAGGUUGAAACCGAGGUGCGUCGUGAAAGGCGAGAAAAUAAAUACUACGAAGCAUUAGAACAGAUUGAAUCUAGACGUGAUCGUAAAGAAAUAUCACGCCGAGAGCGUAGAGAUAGAGAGGAGAUUGAUGAAAAAACAGCAGCAGAUCGAGCUCUGGAAGAUUUACGAGAACGUUUAUUAGAUAAACGUCGAACAAAAGAGAAUGAGGAAUAUAAGGUAAAUAAAAGUUCGAAAAGGCAUAAAUCAAAACGUGAAAAUAUUGCUGUUGAACCUGGUGAAAUAGUUGCUGAUAGUAAAACUUAUGUGAAAGAAAUUAUUGAUUUAAGUAAAUCAACUGAAGAGGUUCGAGUUCCGAAACAACAUUAUAAACGAAUUGAAAAACCUAAAGAAGAGACUGAAAUGUCUAUUAAAGAGAGAGAAGAAAGAGAACUUAGGAUGGCCAAACUAAUAGAAGCAGAAAGAGAGAUGGCACGACAAAAAGAAUUAAGUCGACAAGAAGUGGAGGCCAGGCGGGAACGGCGUGAAAGAAAACGUUUACAUGAAGCACAAAGAGAAGAAGCUAAGAAAAGAAGAUUAGAAGAAGAAGAAGAGAUGAAAUUGAUGAAAUUAAAAGCUGAAGCAUUAAGUAAUGAAUUAUCCGGAGUUGUCACAGUAUCUGAUAAUACAGACGAAAGUGAAGUGGAAGCUGAAGAAGGUGAAGAAUCGGAUCGCAAAGAUGAUGAUGAUUUGUCCGGCCGUAGCAAUAGAAGUGACGAAACAGAUGAUAGUGGUGAUUCUAGUGAUUCAGAUCGUCGUCGGCAUAGUGAUGAUAAGGAAUCAAUUCGAAGUGAUGAUUAUCAUGAUCAAUCACCACGAUCCGAUCAUGAGCGAAUUAAAUCUGAAAGAAGAAGUAGAACACGUUCCCGUUCUAGGUCACGAGAAAGGUCACUGUCCCGAUCACGGGAAAGGUCAAUAUCCCGGUCACGAUCUAGAUCACGAAAUAGAUCCAAAUCACCUGAAGAAGAUACAAAAGCAACCCCCAAUAAUCAAAAUGCUGAUUCAAAUAACGAUAAAGAUAAUAAAGAAAUCGAAGAAGAAUUACCGCCAUACAUUCCAGCUGUCCAAGGAUGUCGUUCGGUUGAAGAAUUUCAGUGUUUAAAUCGAAUUGAAGAAGGAACGUACGGAGUUGUGUAUCGUGCUAGAGAUAAACGUACAGAUGAAAUAGUGGCAUUGAAGCGACUAAAAAUGGAGAAGGAAAAAGAAGGAUUUCCAAUUACUUCACUUAGGGAAAUUAACACAUUAUUGAAAGGACAACAUCCAAAUAUUGUAACUGUUCGAGAAAUUGUUGUUGGUAGUAACAUGGAUAAAAUAUUUAUUGUUAUGGAUUAUGUUGAACAUGAUUUGAAAUCGUUAAUGGAAACAAUGCGUAAUAAAAAACAGGGCUUUGUACCUGGUGAAGUAAAAUGUUUAUUACAGCAGCUAUUACGUGCUGUGGCUCAUCUUCACGACAAUUGGAUAUUACAUCGCGAUUUGAAAACAUCAAAUCUUUUAUUAUCACAUAAAGGUAUUUUAAAAGUUGGUGAUUUUGGUUUGGCUAGAGAGUAUGGUUCACCUUUAAAAGCAUACACUCCAAUUGUAGUAACUUUAUGGUAUCGAGCACCGGAACUAUUAUUAUGCGCUAAAGAAUAUUCAACACCAAUAGAUAUGUGGUCUGUGGGAUGCAUAUUUGCAGAGCUAUUAACAAUGAAUGCAUUAUUUCCAGGAAAAUCCGAAGUUGAUCAAUUAAAUCGAAUUUUUAAGGAUUUAGGAACACCAAAUGAAAAAAUAUGGCCAGGAUAUAAUAAAUUACCAGCUGUACAAAAAGUAGCUUUCUCUGAAUAUCCUGUAUCUCAGUUAAGAACUAAAUUCAGUAUGUUAUCCGAUUUGGGUCUUAAUUUAUUGUCCAAAUUUUUAACAUACGAUCCUGUUCAACGUAUCACAGCUGAAGAUGCAUUGAAACAUGCAUACUUUACAGAAACACCUUUACCAAUUGAUCCCGCUAUGUUUCCAACAUGGCCAGCAAAAAGUGAAUUGGGUCAUCGAAAGGCAAUUGCUGCAAGUCCAAAACCACCGUCUGGAGGUGGGCAAUACAAGAAAUUGGGUGAUGGAGAUGAUGACAGCGCAUUAGGCUUUCAUAUGGGAAAUACAACUACAACUUUAAAUGAAACUCGUCGAUUGGCUUCAAUGGGCGGUGGCUUUAGUUUAAAGUUUUAAGUAAAUUAUUUGUAGCUAUAGUAUUUGAUCAAUUUAUUACAAAAA
Chrysoperla carnea is the source of this 2926-nucleotide messenger RNA. RefSeq names its product cyclin-dependent kinase 11B-like. Lineage: Eukaryota; Metazoa; Arthropoda; Insecta; Neuroptera; Chrysopidae. The record is from RefSeq and is a predicted model, not a curated record. Gene Ontology annotation, molecular function: cyclin-dependent protein serine/threonine kinase activity; ATP binding. The coding region runs from base 113 to 2881 and encodes 922 amino acids. Gene Ontology annotation, biological process: protein phosphorylation; regulation of mitotic cell cycle. Gene Ontology annotation, cellular component: nucleus. The transcript has 5 exons.